Molecule: messenger RNA, 1353 nt
Organism: Trichoderma asperellum CBS 433.97
Lineage: Eukaryota; Fungi; Ascomycota; Sordariomycetes; Hypocreales; Hypocreaceae
Biological process (GO): regulation of transcription by RNA polymerase II
Cellular component (GO): CCAAT-binding factor complex
Molecular function (GO): DNA-binding transcription factor activity, RNA polymerase II-specific
Source: RefSeq, a predicted model, not a curated record
GCAUCGAAUCGCCAGUUCCCAACUACACGUGCCCAACCCAAUACCCAAAGCAAUUGCGCAACUUAAACCUCUUCAACACAAGAAACAAAAUUAAGGCAAAAGAAAUAUUGUGCUAGCGAUAAUACCCUUUUUAUUUUUAUUUUUAUCGAGCUUCGGCUAUUCGUCGCUGGCGUCUUCUCUCUCGAUACUCACUGGCGAAUCGCGAUAGCGCCACCCCACAUUCUGGCUCGCGACAUCUUCGCGACACCAAUUUUGGUCCUUGUCCUUUCUGUAGGAUGAUGGAAUACGCGCAAUAUCCACAACAGCAACACAGUUCUCACGCCGGUUACGCGAAUUCUGCCGCAGGUGCAAGCAUCACGUCGCCCACAAGCCACGGUAUCAACCAACACGCCGUGCAAACCUCCCCCAUCAUCACAUCGCAACAACACCAGCCUGGUCAGGCUCCAGCGCACGCAAUGUACGGACCACAGUACGGCGUGCCUCAACCGAGCAUGCAGACGGUCCCCUAUGGCAUGCCCGGGGGGAUCCAAGCCGCGGCAAUGGCUGCCACAGCUGCGGCAACCGGCUCCAACUACACCUACAUGCACUCGGAUCCGAGCAUGCCUCAUACCUCCCCGCGACUGCCCAAUGCUAAGAAAGAUGGCCGGCCAUCUCCUCGGAUGAACAGCAUUUCUCAGAUCCCCGGGCGCCGUAUGAGUCAAGUUACUAGCCCUGGAGUGCCGAGCGCCCAGGGCUUGAUGAACCACGGCGGACCCCGCCCCCCGCCCAUGCCUCCUGCCCCUGCCAUGCAGCAUCCACAGUCACCCGAGAUGCCUGCCGGUGCUGUCGAAGAAUCGCCCUUAUAUGUCAAUGCGAAGCAGUUUCAUCGAAUCCUCAAACGACGCGUUGCUCGUCAGCGCCUAGAAGAGCAAUUGAGGUUGACCUCGAAGGGGCGUAAGCCGUAUCUUCACGAGUCCAGGCAUAACCAUGCAAUGCGCCGACCUCGUGGACCUGGCGGUCGAUUCUUGACAGCGGAGGAGGUGGCGGCCAUGGAAUCCAAGGAAUCGACAAAGGGCGACGGCGAGGGUAGCGAUGACGCCUCACCGGUGAAGCCCUUGGAGGUUGCCAACGCAAAGCGUAAAUCCGAAUCUGGACCUUCGACUUCAAGCAAGAAGCCCAAGACAGCAACCGAUAGUGUCGAAGGGAAUCAGGAAAACGACAGUUAAUAACUGAUCUUGAUUUUGCUGCUUCUCAUUCACUUUCUUUAUGGGUAUCCACUCAUAACUCUUUUUCAACAGUGCAGAUUGGGCAAUCUUUCCUAAAUUUUUUUCUACUAUAAUGAAGUCAUGAAGACAGUGACUUUGAAGGCGAUGU